Macrosteles quadrilineatus (aster leafhopper) is the source of this 3138-nucleotide messenger RNA. RefSeq names its product SPRY domain-containing SOCS box protein 3 (gene SP555). Gene Ontology annotation, cellular component: SCF ubiquitin ligase complex. The transcript is spliced from 5 exons. Lineage: Eukaryota; Metazoa; Arthropoda; Insecta; Hemiptera; Cicadellidae. The record is from RefSeq and is a predicted model, not a curated record. Gene Ontology annotation, biological process: proteasome-mediated ubiquitin-dependent protein catabolic process; intracellular signal transduction. The coding region runs from base 28 to 837 and encodes 269 amino acids. Gene Ontology annotation, molecular function: protein binding.
UCUGUCGUCUGUCGGCAUGGUACAUACAUGAUGGACAAUGACCAGAACAAAGAAGAAAAUGAAGAAGUAGAACCAGAACUGAAAACAUGGAUAGACUACACUAAAAGUUGUGGGAGAGAUAGGGACAAUGAGCCGUUAAAAUAUGGAUGUGAAGAUCACUGGACUUGGAAUAGACACGAUCGCAGCCAUGAGGUCAGACUGUACGGGUCAGGCUUGCGGGUGGCUCACUUCCACCCGAACUGGAGCAGUGGCACUGCAGGUGUCCGGGGCACCCGAGUAAUUAACAAUGGCCGCUACUUCUGGGAGGUUCAGGUGUCUCAAAGGAUAUUCGGGACGAGUAUGAUGUUUGGGAUCGGCACCAAGAAGGCUCGGCUGCACCGCAACCAGUUCACCAACAUGAUUGGAGAGGAUAAGCACAGCUGGGGUCUUAGUCACAAGGGUCUUAUCUGGCACGGUGGGGUGUGGUCGCAAUACACGGCUCCUUUCCGAGAGAACCAGGCUACCACUGUGGGCGUUCUGUUUGACGGGGUCGAGGGAACAUUGACGUUCUACAAGGACAGUAAGUGUCUGGGCGUGGCGUUCCGAGACCUGCAGCAAGUACGGGAGCCAUUGUACCCAAUGGUGUGCUCGACAGCCUGCAAGACAGAGAUGACCCUGACAUACAUGCGACGCGACUUUGUCAACCUUCAAGAUCGGUGUCGUGCAGUCAUUCUCGAAGCGAUCAAAAACAAACGUGACCUAGAGAAACUGGAAGUGCCGACAUUGAUCAGGAACUAUCUAGCCGAGGCAGUCUCCACGCAAUUUGCUCCGAUCAAUUAUUAUGUUCUGAACGUUUGAAACUGAGUGAAGUUACAGUUUCAUUAGUAAUGUUUAAGAAGGCUCUAGGCCUGGAUUGUGAUUUUUUAAGAGGAAUAGCAGCUAGAUUACCCUGGAAAAAGUCUAGGUAAGCCAUAGCAAAAACAGAAAACACAUGAUAUUCCGUAUCUAUUUCGUCCAAUUGUACUUGUUCACACUUGACAAUAUCUCCCAUGAGAUGAAAUAUUUUAAUUGUUUUCUAUACGUUUUGUCUUCUGUGUGUACUAAUGGCAUUCCGGUACUUUUUGAAAGGUAAGCUAGCUGCUAUGCCUUUAUUUUUAAAAUCACAAUUUUAUUAGUGAGUUAAGAAUUUCGCACAAUGUUAUCCAGCCAGUGCAAUGGCUUGUUUAAUAGUAAGUAGUAAAAAUAAUUAAUAUUUUCAUACAGUAGGCCCACUGCGUUUUUAUUUUAAAUUAAUGUUGUUGCGUAAAAGAUCUAGUCCAAAACUAGUCUAAGUUUUGUCAAUGUAAGUGUGAUUUCAUGUGAUUUUAGAAGAUUAUUUACUUGUUACUAAUUUAGAUGUUUUGUUUUUAUUUGUUUUUGUUAUAUUUUUAGGUAAUUUGUGUUUGUUGCUUUAUGGGUUAUUAUAUUAUUGAAUAAUUCUCGUAAUUAGGCUUUUGUUGGUGGUGUUAAGCUUUCGGUGUACCUAUGAGGUGAUAUUCAAUUUUUAAAUAGUAAAUAUGUAGCUAUAGUGUAACAGAGUUAUAAAAUUAAAAUGGUGGUUUUACAAAAUUGUAGGAGAACAUUAUAAAGCAGGAGGUAGAAUUGUAAGUUUUUUUGUAUGUUUGGUUAUAAUAUAGUAGAAGAGGACAACUAUUUUGUAGACUAUUGCUCUCCAACAUUCCAGUAAUGAGACUAAUCAAAACUUUUAAUUUAUCUUGAACGUUUGGUAAAUAUAUUUUAAAAUCUUAGAAACUUUAUACAUAGUUGGCUGUUUUUUUAAACAGUUCACUUAUUUACUGCUUUUCAAACAAAACAAAAUUCUAGCCAAAGCAAAAAACUUGUUAGAAAUUUAACAAACAAAUUACAAAUAAAGGGACAUACUGGAAGUGAAAACCUGAUUGUGGCGAUAACAUUAGCAAUAUAUUCUGUAUAUUUAAUUUUAAGGCUACCCACACAUUUUAUCAACUUUGUGUCUAACAUUGUUUGCGCAAGCAAUAAAAAAUGUAAGUUACAUUAACUAUGAAUUACUGAUAAAAGCAAAUUAUUACUAGCGUAUGAUUAUUAAAGCUUCAUUGUGAUCUACAGAUAUAUUUUUGGUAGAUAAUGAAAAGAAUAGUCAAUGAGUAAACUAUAGGUUAAAUAGCUGUAUAGGUGAUGUAUAUUUGUAAUUUACCUUGAUAUUUUGCUUUCAACUAUAAGAAAAUACUCAUUUUUAAAAUUAGGACAACAUGAAGUUACAUUAUACAAGAUCGCUUUUCAAAAACAGUUAAUUUUAUUUUGUUCAAGGUAAGUUUCAUUUAUAUUUGAAUUCAUAUCUAGACUGAGUUUGAGUAAUAAAAACUCCUCGUAUAUUCACACUUUCACAGAGCAACUUUUGUUGUACGCGGACAGUUUUUUUAGUAAGGGCCGUUUUUACGUAUAAAUCCGUGUUUCACUAGUACUCCGCAACGAGGUUUCUUCUCGCCACUUACUGGCAUCAUUUGUGAACAUAAUUACACCAUUUGCAGCUCUGUGGCAUUUCGGGAGGAAUUGUGUUUUGGUGGGUACUUCUCACAAACGACCACAAAGGAAAAGGGAUUUCAUGGCCAUUUUUACUCUCUCUAACCCAUUACCGCACUUUAUCCUCACUCAUUGCAUUAGGGCCAUAGCCUUCAGUCAUUUAGCAAUGAAUGUCGGUAUCGGAUAUGUUUCUUGUAAUAAAAAAAAAACUUAUCACUGACCUUAUCUAUCUUAUCACGCACCUGGCAAGAGAUUCGAUAGUUAGAAAAAUUUAAAAAUCACAUUGAAGCAUAUCAGGUACAGAGCUGCAAAUUUUGUGUCAUGCCCACAAAUGGUGCCAAUAAGUGGCGAGGAGCUUCAUUGUACAAGCAAAGUACUUAUUUAUACGCAAAAACGGUACUUACUAAAAAAAUCGCCCUCACAUUUAGCUAAUUCUUUAUAAAUCUUUUUUAAAGUUAUUUAAUGUAUUCUUGUAAAAAGUUGUUCAUCCGUGGAUUUCUCAGUUGUGCCAUAUUGUGCAAUACUGUAUUUCUCUAGGAAUUGUUGUGUUUUGCUACCCAAUCUGUAUAUAACAUAUUGUACAGAAGGUGAUAUUUUAUAAAGAGAUGUCACAUAAACAAA